Messenger RNA from Oenanthe melanoleuca, 1836 nucleotides. It is a transcript of the gene CCNO, whose product is annotated as cyclin O. Gene Ontology annotation, cellular component: cytoplasm; cyclin-dependent protein kinase holoenzyme complex; centrosome. NCBI's taxonomy places the organism in Eukaryota, Metazoa, Chordata, Aves, Passeriformes, Muscicapidae. The record is from RefSeq and is a predicted model, not a curated record. Gene Ontology annotation, biological process: mitotic cell cycle phase transition; regulation of cyclin-dependent protein serine/threonine kinase activity. Gene Ontology annotation, molecular function: cyclin-dependent protein serine/threonine kinase regulator activity.
AUGCCAGUAGAGCAGGCCGAGCACGUAAAUGCCGGCGGGAUUGCACAACACCGCUCGCGUGGUCGCCGCUGUACACGGAACUGCCGCAGCUCCCAAGCCCGCGGGAUACAAACCUCCCCUGCGAAUUUGGGGCUAUUCCGUCUAAAAACCCCCCCCUCCCCAGUACCUUGGGGCUGGAUUGGGGUUCACGCCUCCCCGAAGGGAUAUUUUACCUUCCGCAGACGGAGUGCAGUUGUGCCGGGAGUGAGCGGUAGUUUACGGGGUUCCGAGAUUAGCUGGAGCGACGGCUGCGCUGUUAAUAGCACAGUCGAUGCAGCAGGUUCAUCUGGCCACGUUCGUUGGUUUAGGGCCCUGCUGCCCGUGCCCAGACGACCUUCCCUCGGGCGGGGCGGGGUAGCUGGGAGGCGGGCGGUGACAGCUUUGGCCACCCCACGCCGCUCAAAUAGCCAGCGCCGCGACGGGAGCGGAGCUGGCGCGGGCGCGCACCCCAUGGUGACGGCGGCGGGCGGGCGGCGCGGCGGCGCUCCGGAGCCCCGGGGGCCCGGCAGCUCCCCCGGGGGCUGCCCGCGGCGCCCGGCACGGCGGCGGCGCCUGGGGACGGCGGCGGGGGUGGAGAGCGCGCAGGAGCUGCAGGCUUUCCGCGAUUACGGGGAGAGCUGGUACCGCUCCCGCAAGGGGCUGGAGAGCCGCUUCCAGCCGCGGGAGCCGCUCGCCCGGCAGCCGCAGGUGACGGCGGAGGCGCGCUGCAAGCUGGUCAGCUGGCUCAUCCCCGUGCGCCGGCAUUUCGGGCUCUCCUUGGAGGCACUCUGCCUGGCCGUCAACAUCCUCGACCGCUUUCUCGCCACCACCCCUGUGGCCGCCGAUUGCUUCCAGCUCCUGGGGGUAACAGCACUGCUCAUCGCCUGCAAGCAGGUGGAGGUGCACCCUCCUAGCGUGAAAGAGCUUCUCGCCCUCUGCUGCGACGCUUUCACCCGCCAGCAGCUCCGCAACCUGGAGUGCAUUGUCCUUCAUCGCCUGGACUUCGACCUGGCGGCGCCCACCGUCAGCUUCUUCCUGGAGCACUUCAGCCAGGUGCGGCUGGACGCCCGCGGAGCCGACGCGGGGGAGGCGGCGGACGCCCGGAGCCUGGCGGCGAGCGUCGCGGAGCUCAGCCUGGCUGACUAUGCCUUCACCAAAUACGCGCCCUCUCUGCUGGCCGCCAGCAGCCUGGGGCUGGCGGACCGGCUCCUGCGCCACCGCAGCCCCCUGGACCUGCGAGUCAGCGGCUACCCGGAGGAGCCCCUGCGGGACUGCAUGGACCAGCUUCAGCUCCUGGUGUCUCUGAACGGCCGGUCCCUGUCUCUCCUCCUGCCCUCGGAGGUGGUCCAGAAGUGCUCCUGGCUUGGGGUUGACCGCUGACAGCCGGGUGGUGGUGGCCACGGCUCUGGCUCGGUUUUUAUGCUCCGCAGAGUCGGUGCAGUCCGAUCCACUAAGCUUUAGCGUCAUUGGAGCUUAAAAAUUAGAUGGCGUUUUACAAACGGUUUUUUUGUUUGCAUUGCCACUUUGCUAUAUUUUUUAAGUACAGCAUGUAAAUAAUUUACAGAAUCUCACGUACUGUGUUACUUGUUUGGAGGGUGGUCCAUAAAAUAACGGUGUAAGGACCAAAUUAAUGUCAUGUAAACUCUUUUCUACUUGUUACCUCUAUUCGUUUAUUUGCUGGCGAUACGUGGGCACAGCUGGGAGAGGAAACACACUGGCACAUAACGAAUUCACCCUGUCAGUUAACUCAAUCCCCCACAAAAUAAAGAUGCCCAAUAGUGUCAUUCCCUGUGAUGUCUGUAUAACUUGGGUCAAAAU